Jatropha curcas is the source of this 995-nucleotide messenger RNA. Its product is annotated as glycine-rich protein. The record is from RefSeq and is a predicted model, not a curated record. Lineage: Eukaryota; Viridiplantae; Streptophyta; Magnoliopsida; Malpighiales; Euphorbiaceae.
AUGCAGCUUCGACCCAACCCGCCAACACAGAACACGUUCCGUUUACUAUUCACACAUUCUCGUUCUUGCCAUUUCACCGAAUCAAGUUCCCAUUACAAGAAGAUUUUCUUUUCUCAUUCCUUGUUUUUCCUGGAUAUUGCCGGGAAUAUAAAAUCCCUAAAUUCAUUGCCCUUCUGUUCCCUCACAAUUCGGAAUUCUCAUUCCAUAAUUCAAUUAUAUCUCUUCCAAUAGGAGAUUAUGAUGGAUAUUUUUCUCGCCGCCGAUGGGGUAACGAUAGCCACACAGCAAGGGGUAGGGAUUGCGAAUUCGCAUCUCCAACGCCAAAAUUUAAUCUCUAAUUGCAAUCUCACUCUCUCCGCCAGAGUUCUGCAAACGUACACCGUUAUUUUCGAUGCGCUGGCUCCUCCGCCUGUCAAACCUAACUCGUACAAAACAACUCGCCGGACUCUUCUUCGCAAGAAACGGCGAACUAGGCGGAGAUCGGGCAGCGGCGGAGAUGAGGACGGCAGCGAAGAUUUCGGAUUCUUUGGUGGUGAUGGUGACGGUGAUGGCCCGUUUGGUGGAGCUGGUGGAAGUUGGGGCGGAGGUAGAGGGUGGAAUUUCGAUAGAUUUGGAGGCCAAAAUUGGGACGAGUCAUCAUGGUCAUCGUCUUCAAGGUUUGCUUAUGGAUUCGUUUAUGAAGUGAUUUAUUGGAUUGCCCUGUCGACUUGCAUGCAUUUUGCGUUCGAGAAGGCUGUGAGGAUCAUUGCAGGUGGGAUUGCUGAUGCUGCGAGAGCGAAAAUUCUUAUUAGAUUCACUUCGGCAUCCUUAUUUGGUAACUGAUAUUUGAAAUUUGUGAAUGGGGGGAAUUGGGGUAAUAGAAAUUGUAUUUAAUUGGAUAAUUGAUUGGUACCAUAAACUACUCGCUUUAGCUUUCUUUCACAGAUAAAUGUACAUAUUGUGUAUAUAUAUAUAUAUAUAUACAUACAUAUAUUAAUCCACAUUGUUUCUCUGAA